AUGAGGCCCAUAAGUCUAAGUAAUUUUAUUAACAAAGUGAUCUCUAGAGUGGUGCAAAAUAAGCUUGAAAAUGUUUUUCCUUCUUUGAUAUCUGCUAAUCAGUCUGGUUUUGUAAAGGGAAGAUGUAUCAUUGAGAAUGUACUGUUAACUCAAGAGGUGGUAUCAGAUAUAAGACUUAGGGGAAAACCAGCUAAUGUGGUGCUUAAACUGGAUAUGGCUAAGGCCUAUGAUAGAGUGUCCUGGGAUUUUUUGGCAAGAGUUCUGAGGAAGAUGGGAUUUGCAGAAGUAUUUAUAGAUAUGAUAUGGAGAUUGAUAGCAAACAAUUGGUACUCAGUUCUAUUCAAUGGACAGGCUUCUGGUUUUUUCCACUCAACAAGAGGUGUUAAGCAAGGAGAUCCACUUUCUCCUGCUUUGUUUAUUUUGUUUGCAGAAGUGCUGUCUAGAGCAUUGAACUCUUUAUUUGAGGACAAUGGCUUUAGAAGCUAUGGAAUGCCUAAAUGGAGUGCUAAUUUGAAUCAUCUUGCUUAUGCAGAUGAUACUAUUACUUAA
This is a messenger RNA of Lycium ferocissimum, 549 nucleotides long. RefSeq names its product secreted RxLR effector protein 78-like. The record is from RefSeq and is a predicted model, not a curated record. The transcript has a single exon. The coding region runs from base 1 to 549 and encodes 182 amino acids. Lineage: Eukaryota; Viridiplantae; Streptophyta; Magnoliopsida; Solanales; Solanaceae.